AUGUCCAUUCUGAAGUCUGAAGUCGUCCAACUAACACCGUCGUUGGGUCCUUAUCACAAUGAUGCUAACUGUAACCCAGAAUUGGUCAAGAGAAGUGGACGCCGCCGACCCCGUUCUUGGAUCCCUUUCACCGUGUGUAUUCUGCAAUAUUCGCAACGUAACACACAAAAGACGAUGCGAAGUAUAGAGCGACGACAAUGUAUACUCCACCGGACGGCGGGCUUGGACACGAAAGCCUUGUGUAGCUUUGUCACGACCGCAUACUUGCUACUGACAGUGACCGUCGGUUCUCACGCACAGAGCCAUCCGAAGCAAACGUGCACAAUCGCCUAUGAUGGUACUUCCGUGUGUAAAAGAAGCAGCAACGACGACGAUAUCGAUCGGCAAGCAACCAAUGCUGGAAUGAUUGUCUCUUCGGAUUUGUCGGAUUCCACCUGUGACUUGUACUUGGCACCCUCCACCAUUCCUGGUGCAGGCGUGGGGAUAUUUACGGCGGUGGAGAAGCAAAUUGGGGAUACGGUAGGACGUGGAGAUAUUUGCAUUCCCGUCAUUGAUAUGUACUGGCACGCCGACGGCAUCACGCAACCCUUUUCGGACUAUUUCUGGUCCGGAGACACCAUGGGCAUGUCGCACGAAACCGACUCGGACGACGUGGAAGCACUCUGCCCGGGGUUAGACUGUGCCAUCAACUGUCAUCUUGCACUCGUUAACGUGGAGAAAGCCGUCCCCGUCUACGACGACUUCGGAGCGCUACACCGAUCCCGCGAUCCUGGAACCGGCGCCUUUUCCCCGUACCACAACGGAACCACCUACGUGUCCCGACACAUUCCAGCGGGAGGAGAAUUGUUCAAGUUCUAUGGGGAUCACUGGUUCCAAACAAGACCUCAUGUUUUUGGCCUGAUCCCACUUUCGGAGGAUUACGAAACGGCGGAAGACAUGAAUGAAAAAAUGGUGCUGCUACUGCAACGAGCUUUGGGUACCCGCGAUGGCGUCAACGUCAGCAGUGGCAACAAUCUGUUGGAGGACUGGUUUGGUUUGCUACAGAAAAUUAAUGCCGGUGCCUUUGAAUCGCGCACCCUCAAUGCCUUACCCCAGUCUUGGGCCGACGCCACGUUGGCCGCCAAAGACACAAUAUCCGCCCUACACCAACCAUCCGCGACGCGGGAUGUGGCCUGGCUGGAAAAACACGGACGAUGCAUAGAUCAUGUAGAACCGCGAACGAGUACCAUCGUACCGCAAGCCGGGCGUGGAGCGUUUGCCGUGCGAAGCUUGCUGCGUGACCAAGUCAUCACCACCACGCCUCUGCUGCACGUGGCGGAUGCUGAUUUCUUCAAUCUGUACAAUGUCACCUCGAUGUUUGACGAAAACGACAAUGAACACUAUCAGAAACAUGUUGACACUGUGGUGGGAUCCCAGAUCCUUUUGAACUAUUGCUUUGGACACGAAGAGACGACCGUUAUAUUGUGUCCUUACGGAUCCGGUAUCAACUACAUUAAUCACGACGCAACACUCGCCAAUGUAAAAAUCAGAUGGGCGGUCGAUUUUGACGUCGUUCACGACGAUGAAGUUGUACAAUCAUGGACGGUGGAAGAUUUGGAAAACGAUACUAAGCCACGUCUUGCCUUGGAUUACUUCGCAACGAGGGACAUCGAGCCCGGUGAGGAACUCUUACUUGACUACGGCGCCGUAUGGGAAGAAGCGUGGCGGGAACACGUCGACACAUGGCAGCCGUACAAUGGGGUCGUGGAUGCUAUAAGCUACGGUAGUGCCACCACAAUGAAUGAAGUCGCCCGCGAAACCCCACUGCGGACGCAAGACGAACAAAGGUUCGAUCCGUAUCCAGGCAAUUUGCAAAUUCGGUGCCAUUACGCUCUCAAGAAUACCAUAAAUCGCGAGGAGGCCUACGUUUUCCAUUGGCGGGACAAUGAUUACGGAUACGCAUGUCACAUUCUUGAUCGGUUUAUUGAAGACAACAAGGACUGGUACACGGUCGAGCUGGAAUUGACGGUCGAUCCCGACGCCGAAACCGCUGUAAGAACAGAGCGAACGGAUGUACCCCGAUCGGCGAUGCAAUUUUUCCCGGCCCCCGGAACGAGUGAUUUACAGUUGCCCAACGCUUUUCGACACUUGAUCGGUCUACCGGACGAACUUCUUCCCCCGCAAUGGCGCAACUUGUAGCUAGAAUAGAUUACGUGCGUGUCUCUAAACAAAUUGCCCCUCUAUACAGGCUCGGUGUGUGUGGCCUGCUAUGAGUUGCCGGACGGAAUGAACUAAUUGGUCGAGUGUAAUAGUACGUAAACAGUUCGUAUAAUUUUGCGGU
Messenger RNA from Phaeodactylum tricornutum CCAP 1055/1, 2320 nucleotides. RefSeq lists its product with no specific name. Gene Ontology annotation, molecular function: protein binding. The transcript has 2 exons. The record is from RefSeq and is a predicted model, not a curated record. Lineage: Eukaryota; Bacillariophyta; Bacillariophyceae; Surirellales; Neidiaceae. The coding region runs from base 1 to 2178 and encodes 725 amino acids.